This is a messenger RNA of Puccinia graminis f. sp. tritici CRL 75-36-700-3, 1161 nucleotides long. RefSeq lists its product as uncharacterized. The record is from RefSeq and is a predicted model, not a curated record. Lineage: Eukaryota; Fungi; Basidiomycota; Pucciniomycetes; Pucciniales; Pucciniaceae. Bases 1 to 1161 code for a protein of 386 amino acids. The transcript is spliced from 3 exons.
AUGAAAUUUGAAAAUUCGCAUUUCCAUAGCCCGAGUGAGGUCCUCCAUCAGGACCAGGUUGGUGAGGUCGCAGAUAGCAUCCUCAAUGAAAAGAGCGAAGUUUUGAACUCUCCACGUCAAAAUCACCUGGGAUCCUACGCCGUAAACAUGAAAUCCUCCAGCGAGCCUCUUCAAAUUCCGCAUGGGCAAAACUUGCCAACAACCAAUUACGCACCCCUGGUGGCUAGUCAAGAAGAAUCCCUAGUUCUUCCCAAUGCACAAGGAAUUCCACUCGGAAAAUUGCCGAUGCACAGUGGUACAAGCCGCAUACUGCACGGGGAGGUGUUGAGUAUCAUAAGAGAUAAGAUCAAAAAUGAAUCAAUUACUAUUUGGAACUCUUUACAAGAGAAGCUUAUUGAUAUUUCGAAAAAACCUCGCGAUGUCAACAAAGUAGAUUUUCAGCUUGCUUUCUUGAAAUCAUUAUUCCAGUUGGGAGACCAGAUCGUAAGAUAUGGACUACUGCCCUCAAAGUUCAUCGAGAGUAUUGAAAUCUUCAAGCCUAAAACUCUACUGGAAAUGGCGCAUCUUGUCUACCUCCUCCUGAGUACUACCUUGGGCCAUAUGGCUGAAUACUUCCCGGGAUCGCAAUUGAGCCUACCGUUCAAACUGAUCAUCGAAGGAUUCCGCGAGACCGAGUUUCUUGGGCAAGCGCGUAAUUUUUUCUCGGGACUACGUGAUGCGCCAGGUAUUGAACAUCUGCACACGGCAGAUUAUGUUCUACUCACCGCAACAAUAGACAAUCUAGUUGCCUUUUUUCGAUAUCCUUUAACGGAUUCAGUUAACAGUCGAUUAGAAUUCCAAAUGGUUUACUAUAUGUUGGAGUUUUUUGAUCAGUUUUACGAACCGAUCUUAGCGAGAAUACGAGGAUCUUGGGGAAAUUAUCAUCUUCUUGAUAAGCAGCUCAGAUAUAUGAGGGGUUGUCUGAAGUUUUUCCGGAAUCGAGAUCAAUAUCCCAGUUCAAUGUACGAGAAUCUGGAUAUGUCCUUCUCAACAAUGUUGGCCGACCAGCUUACUCUUUGGAUUAACAUUCGCCUCGGAGCACCUUUCAAUGACAAGAACUUGAUGAAGAUCCGAGAAAAGGUCCCCAAGCCUAAGGUAAAAUUCAACACAUGGAUGAACUGA